AUGAGCCCCGAACGAGAAACACAAGAGUCGGAGGACAUGUUGGAGUCCAUUGACGAGCUCAAGGAGCGGCUGACUUCGAUGAAGAAGAUGAUGGAGGAACGAAAGGCCACCGGAUCCGGCACCAAGGACCUGUUUCAAGGCCACGCGAGGAGCCUCCAAGGGACCACCAUGAUCGAUGGAAACUUCCUCAGCUUUGUGUUCGGUGGCUCCCUCUUCGUGAUCCUCAGCGUGUCUGUCUACGCGUUCUACAACCUCUAUCACGCCGUUUUAAAGAAGUUCCCAUCGAGCCACACGGAAUUG
Iphiclides podalirius (scarce swallowtail) is the source of this 300-nucleotide messenger RNA. Lineage: Eukaryota; Metazoa; Arthropoda; Insecta; Lepidoptera; Papilionidae. The record is from the annotation of a GenBank genome assembly.